UUUAAGAAGAUUGAUGCUGCUGCAGUGGCAAGGGAUCCGUCCUGCGUCCACAAAAAGGCCUCGCUUUCUUUAUCCAUCUGUUUCCCUUCUCUCCCCAUCUCUCUCCUUGUUUCUUCAGUUUUCAAAUUCCUGUUCCCAUUCCCAUGGCCGCUCUCACCUCUUCUAUGCAAACGAAUCUCCUCUCCGCCCAUUCCUUAACGCCUUCUUCUUCUUCUUCUACUACAGUUUCUACCUUUCCCACCUCCUUCUCUCUUCCCACCUCUACCAACUCCGCUGUUCUCAAAAUUCACGCUCUCUCUUCCCAUGCUUCUGCUUUCUUCAACUCCUGCAACCACUGCUUUCGGACCAUUGUGAUAGCACCUCGCAAACGUCAUGCCACAAGAUCUUUCAGUAUUCGGAUGUCCUGGGACGGCCCUCUCUCUUCCGUCAAAUUAAUUGUUCAAGGCAAAAAUUUGGAGUUGACUGAGGCAGUUAAGAAGCACGUGGAAGAGAAGGUUGGCAAGGCAGUCCAGAAGCACAGUCACUUAGUGAGAGAAGUAGAUGUCAGACUAUCAGUUAGAGGUGGUGAGUUUGGGAAGGGCCCAAGAAUUAGAAGAUGCGAGGUUACUUUAUUCACGAAGAAGCAUGGAGUUGUACGAGCAGAGGAAGAUGCCGAGACCGUGUAUGCAAGCAUUGAUUUGGUAUCUUCCAUCAUGCAGAGAAAGCUGAGAAAGAUUAAAGAGAAAGAUUCCGAUCAUGGCCGACACAUGAAAGGAUUUGACAGAUCGAAAAUAAGAGAACCUGCGCCAAUAGUAGUUGAAGAUGAGGAAGAGGAAGUUUCUCAGGAAGAUGGUGGAGAAGCUAUUGAUGAGAUUGUUCGGACAAAAUACUUCGAUAUGCCGCCUUUGACAGUUGAAGAAGCAAUCGAACAGCUAAAGAAUAUUGACCAUGAUUUCUAUGGUUUCCGGAAUGAAGAAACUGGUGAGAUUAACAUCUUAUAUAAAAGAAAGGAUGGAGGAUAUGGACUUAUCAUCCCAAAAGAAGAUGGCAAUGCUGAGAAAAUAGAAACUGUGACGGUUGAAGUAGCCAGAGAAGCCUCCUUGGCGGAAUGAUUGGACUUCACGGAGGAAGUUUCAUGUUCAAGAUUACAUUUGCUUAAAACUGCACAACUUUGACUGGAGCAUCUGAAGGCCUUGCUUGCAGGGAGUAUGUACAUUUAAAUUUGAGGCUACUUGAUGAUGAAGACAAUUUUGGACAAGAAAUGAGAUCUAUUCAAGUGUUGGGUACAAUGAGAUGCACAAUAUUAUAAUAAAUGAAAGAUUCAAUCAGAACCUCUUUUCUCCUGGCAUGGCCAGUUCUGGUUAGGUUGUACUGUUUGUACUUGAAUCUUGAUACAUCUCUCUUCCUUUCUUAAAA
This is a messenger RNA of Cucurbita pepo subsp. pepo (vegetable marrow), 1395 nucleotides long. RefSeq names its product 30S ribosomal protein. Gene Ontology annotation, molecular function: ribosomal small subunit binding. The record is from RefSeq and is a predicted model, not a curated record. Lineage: Eukaryota; Viridiplantae; Streptophyta; Magnoliopsida; Cucurbitales; Cucurbitaceae. Gene Ontology annotation, biological process: negative regulation of translational elongation; primary metabolic process. Gene Ontology annotation, cellular component: cytosolic small ribosomal subunit.